AUGGGUAUGUCGCAAACUGAUCAAAGAAUGGAGGGUUGGCUUUAUCUCGUUCGUUCUAAUCGGAUUGGGCUACAGUACUCGCGCAAACGCUACUUUGUUCUUGAAGGUCACCUUCUCAAAAGCUUCAAAUCAGUUCCUGUUUCUAACAAUGAGGAUCCUGUAAGAAGCGCUAUCAUAGACUCUUGCAUUCGAGUGACAGACAAUGGACGUGAGAGCAUUCAAAGAAAAGUAUUCUUCAUAUUCACACUGUAUAAUACGUCAAAUCACAACGAUCAACUUAAGUUGGGAGCAAGCAGUCCAGAAGAAGCAGCAAGAUGGAUUCAUUCCUUUCAGGAAGUGGCUUUAAAGGGUGGUCCAGAUCUUGGGGAUAAUUUUGUGGAUUGUUCCAAUAACAUAUGGCAGUCCUUUAGUAUUCAUGCACGCAGAUUAGGUGGAUCUAGUAGGAGAAGUCGAAUCAAUUCUAUAGACUGGAGUCUUUGUUCUUCUACACAAACAGAUGCUGUGACAUCUGAUGUAAUUGCUCCUUCACCUUGGACAAUCUUUGGUUGUCAGAAUGGUCUACGACUAUUUAAAGAAGCCAAAGAUAGGGAUUCUCAUGGGAAGUGGGACGAUCAUCCUGCGAUCAUGGCUGUGGGUGUGGUUGAUGGAACUUCCGAAGCCAUUUUCCAGACACUUAUGUCCCUUGGUCCCUCAAGAUCAGAAUGGGACUUUUGUUUCUAUAAGGGCAAUGUGGUCGAACACCUUGAUGGUCAUACUGAUAUCAUUCACAAGCAGUUAUAUAGCGAUUGGUUACCAUGGGGAAUGAAGCGGAGAGAUCUCUUGUUGCGGCGUUAUUGGAGAAGAGAAGAUGACGGAACAUAUGUUAUUCUGUACCAUUCUGUGUUUCAUAAGAAGUGUCCACCUCAGAAAGGCUACGUCCGUGCCUGCCUUAAAAGUGGAGGAUAUGUUAUAUCGCCUGUGAACCAAGGGAAACAAUCAGUUGUGAAGCACAUGCUUGCGAUUGAUUGGAAAUUCUGGAAAUCUUGUCUACAAACUUCUUCAGCUCGAUCUAUGACCAUCAAAAUGCUAGGGAGAGUUGCUGCACUACGAGAAUUGUUCAGAGCAAAACUAGGAAAUUAUUCUUCCUCAGAAUUUUCAUCUGGAGAACUAAGGAGAAAUUUUAGGUUGCCUCAGAAUGAAGGGGAUGGUGAGGCUGAUGUUCCAACACUAACGGGGAAUGAGGGGACUAAGGAAAAUAUAGCUGAAGAAGUGGAAAAAUCACCUUCUGAACAUGCUAGUCUUAUAAGCCUGAAUGAUGCUUCAGAUGAAUUCUUUGAUGUUCCAGAACCACCAUACAGCGAUCAAUCAGAAACUGACUGGACUCCUGAUUUUGGCUCUGAAAUGUACUCACAGGACAUGCAUCAUCCAAAGUUAUCAACAGCUGCCGGUUUUGUGAAAAGAUUGCAUGAUCUUGCAGUUCAGAAGAGGGGCUAUGUGGACCUCCAAGAGAUGGCAAGGGAAGACAGUAUGUCAUGCUACUACGGUUCCACUCUUCCAAAAGAUUCAACUUACAAUAAGAAGGUUAAGGCAAAGGGCACGUUGAUGCAAAUGGUGGCUGCGGAUUGGCUAAGAUCUGACAAGCGUGAAGAUGAUCUUGGAGGCCGUCCAGGGAGCAUUGUUCAGAAAUAUGCAGCUCAGGGUGGGCGAGAAUUCUUCUUCAUUGUGAACAUUCAGGUCCCAGGUUCAACCACGUAUAGCCUAGCGCUAUACUACAUGAUGAAUUCUCCAGUUGAAGAUGCACCGUUGUUAGAGAGUUUUAUCAAGGGGGAUGAUGCAUAUAGAAAUUCAAGGUUUAAGCUCAUACCAUAUAUAUCUAAGGGUUCAUGGAUAGUUAAGCAGAGUGUGGGAAAGAAAGCGUGCCUCAUUGGUCAAGCACUUGAAAUUAAUUAUUUCCAUGGGAAGAACUACUUGGAGCUUGGUAUUGACAUUGGGUCAUCCACCGUUGCAAGGGGCGUGGUUAGUCUUGUCCUUGGGUACCUAAACAAUCUGGUCAUUGAGAUGGCAUUUUUGAUACAGGCAAAUACGCCAGAAGAACUGCCGGAGUAUCUUCUUGGAACCUGCCGCCUUAAUCAUCUUGAUGCCUCUAAGUCGGUUUUAGCGAAACCAUCAUGA
Molecule: messenger RNA, 2151 nt
Organism: Prunus armeniaca (apricot)
Lineage: Eukaryota; Viridiplantae; Streptophyta; Magnoliopsida; Rosales; Rosaceae
Source: the annotation of a GenBank genome assembly